Messenger RNA from Auanema sp. JU1783, 1110 nucleotides. NCBI's taxonomy places the organism in Eukaryota, Metazoa, Nematoda, Chromadorea, Rhabditida, Rhabditidae. The record is from the annotation of a GenBank genome assembly.
AUGGAGCCAAAUAGUGCAGAUGUUAGCAUUGGAGCCGAACAGUGUAACCCUAAUACGGGAAAUUCUUCCCAGACGGAAAUCAAAGUAGAAAAGGUUAACCACAGUUGGACUGUGAAGAACUUUUCUCAUUGCUAUCAAGAAUAUCUAGAGAAUUUUGUUUAUCUAACUCGAGGAGAGGAGCAACUCACAUGGUCUAUAAAGAUUUAUCCCAAAGGAAAUGGCGAAAACAAUAAAGAUUUUGUUUUCUUAUGUUUAAAUCGUGUGGUGAACAAUAACAACACUGGAAAGUCGACUAAGAUCGGAUUCAAGUCUCGUUUCAUGCUUCGAACUGCCGAAUUAAAAGAAAUAGAGAUGAGAAUACAUCCCAAUCCUUCUCAUUCGGACUAUGUAUCCUAUAUUAAGCGUGAUGUGUUAUUCCCCCAAAUUUUACCUCGAGAUAUGAUUAUUGUUAAUGUGGAAAUAGAUGUCGCCGUAGAGACUAUAACUACUACACAUGAACCAAUCUUGCCCAACUCCAACUGUGAACAACAAUUAGUAGAAGAUUACCAACGAUUGUUCAGAGAAGACUUAUUAACUGAUUUCACAAUCAGAGUUGGAGCUCGUGAUAUUCGCACUCAUCGUGCUAUUUUGGCUGCCAGGUCUCCAGUUUUUGGUGCAAUGCUCAUGCACGAAGAUACAAAUGAAACCAAAACUGGAAUUUUGGAAAUUAGAGAUUUGGAUUAUGACGUAGUAUAUGAAAUGGUGUACUAUAUUUAUACUGGGCGUUGCCAGCGGGAAAUUUCUGAAAUUGCUGGGGAUCUCUUAGUAGCUGCUGAUAAGUAUCGUCUCGAAGAAUUAAAGAGCCAUUGCGAAAAAUAUUUAAUUGAAAAUUUAUCUACUGAAACUGUUUGCCAUUUAUUAGUGCUAGGUGAUAUGUAUGGAGCUCCUCGACUGAGAAGUCGUGCUGUACAGAUGAUCCUAGCCCGCCCUAAGACUGUAACUAAUACUCAAGGAUGGGAAGAAAUUCUUAAAUCUCGUCCUGCUCUUGUGACUGACAUUGUUAAUAAUUUUGAAAAAUCCCAAACCGGAUGCGGUGAAGGUGGUCAAACACAAACUCAACCUCAAUCAUGA